AUGUGCACGCGCGCCGAGACCACUGGCUGUGCAUCGCUCACGACAGCAACCAACGCGGCGUGGGGCAACGGGCCACUAGGGGGCUUUGGCUUCAGCGACCCUUUCAACAAUGGAACCUACGUGCCAUUCUCUCAGCCAGCGCUGUUCCAGUUCAACGGCUUGAACGACUGCCAAACCUUUGCCACCUGCCUGUCAACCGAGACGCUGACUGUGGCAGCCGGCCAGAGCAUCGACGUCUACUUUGCCAGUGACGUCAGCUGGAGCAGCAGCGACGUGACAUCCCUGCUGGAGCUGGUGGUUCAGGAGCCGGCUGACAUCAGCAACACCCUCAACAUAAAGCCCAUCGCUCUGUUCGCCUCCCGCAGUGCUGAGGCGAUUGACUAUGCUGUCUUCAACGGCACCCAGAAAGUGGCCAUCAACGCGCUCUUCAGGCUCACGCUCACAGGGCCGUCAACAUUCAAGGCCGCGCCAGUGCUGAGCCCCGUGGUUAGCGGUCUACCAACCACGAGUGUCAAGGCAUACCCCUCGGUUGUCAAUCUGGCGGCCAACACCACCACCGUUAUGGUUGGUGCUGCAACAUUUGUAUGGACGUUGACGUGCAACGGCAACAUCACCAGAACCUUCUCCACCCAGACUGUCGCAGUCACCGUUGGGGCUGGACAGAUGAUUGACCCGGGGAGCCCCUAUGGUAACAAGGCCUGCAACGUCAGCGUGCAGAUCUCAACCCCCGUCCAGGGCUCUGCCCUCUCCCCCUCAUACGCCCUGACCUUGCUGUUUGCAGUGGUCUGCCCCAAUGGCCGCAACGUCAACAAGACCAGCUCCACCAUUGCCUCGCCAGUCAGCAUCACCGCCGGCAGGGGCCAGGAGAUCGACCCUUUCGCCGUCCCGCUGAUCACAUCCGCCACCUUGUGCAGUGUGACUCUGAUCGUGACGGAUUCGCAGGGUUUGACCGACACCAAGAGCUCCACCCUGACCGGGGCGGUGACGUGCCCGCCCGGGUCGUUCCCUCCUGUGGCCAACCAGUCAGGCACCUCGUUCAACUUUGGGGUCGGCAGCGGCCUACAGGUGGACCCCUUCUCCCCCACGUACGGCUCGCUGCCCUGCUCCGUGGCUGUGACGGUGUGCGUACCCCUGCAGGGCUGCACCACUACCGCCAGCAACGUCACAGUCCUGCCAACUCCCACUGCGACUUUGGCGGGUGCGCCCUUCACUGCCAAGAUGCCCUAUCCAAGUGUUGUCAAUCUGGAAGCUACUGACACUAAGUGCAACGCGCCGCCCUGCACCUAUGAGUGGAUUACCACCCUACCGGAUGGCAGCAACGUCACCCGGACUGGCGCCAAGGUUCCCUUGGGCAUUGGCAAGGGCGAGGCAGUGGAUCCAUACAAAGCCCCCUUCACAUCUUCUGACGCCAACCUCACCGUCACGCUGAAAGUCACUGACUCGUCAGUGCCGCCCCAAGUCUUGACAGCCGCCACAAAGCUUUUGGUGCCAUCCCCGCUGUCUGGGCCAAACGCGUUUAGUGGGCUGCCCCCAACUGGCUCUGCUGUGGGCGGACCGUACCCGCUGCCGGUCAAUUUGGCGGUCAACACCUCCGGCAUCCCUCAAGGAGCCACCUACUCCUGGACGCUCAAGUGCCCGCCAGGCGCGGCAGUGCCCACCGCCACCAGCAGCUCCGCCAACUUCAGCUUCGUCGUCGGCAGCGGCAAGGGCAACAAGGAGUGCGAGUUAGCCGUCACAGUCACUGCCCCCGGCAACCAGACCAUGUCGGCCAGCAGUAAUGUCACGUACUUGGCCCCUCCUGGUCCCUCAAGCAUCGCCGGUGGGCCAUUCCAGAUUGGCCCCGAUUACCCCGCUCAGACCACCUUGGACGCUGGUAAUGCAUCGUGUGCCAGCCCGCCAUGCACAUACCAGUGGGCUAUUGACUGCGCGGAUGGUCGCAGCGCCAAGCUGAACGGCAACAAAGUCCCUGUGCUCAUCGCCGAUAGCCCUUCAGCUACCAUCAACCCUUUCAAGCCUACACGCGUGGAGGAGGUCACUGAGUGCAAUGUUACGCUGACUGUCACUGACUCAUCCAAGCCUCCCCAGACCACGAAGACUUCAACUACCCUUACGCUGUACCCCUCGGGCCCGACCGUCACCCUCAUCAACGCGCCCUACGCCGCGGUUGCCGGCGAGACUGGGGCCCUGCUGGCUCAGUCCAAGGUUUUGCAGGGUCUUGUGGUCAAUGCCAGCACUGGCGCCAACUUGGACGCCAACGGCACCAAUCUCAUCAACACCAACGGGUUGACGGCGGCGCUUGUGUGCUCUGUGCGGCUGCGGGCUGCAGACUCCAAGAAUGUCACCGCAAGCGCCAGGACUACCCUCACGGUGUACCCCUUCUCGGCCUCAAACAUCACCUCAUGCGGUGGGACCCCAAUUGCCAUCAAGGGCAUCAACAACGGGGAGGUCAUUCGCAUGCGCCCCGCUUCGGUGGCCGUCAUAAAGGCGCAGAGCAACAGCGCCAACUGCGCCGCCAAGAGGGCCCUCCGACGCGGCAAGAAGCAGAAGAUCCAGGCCUCAGUGACCAUCCCGGCUUUUGCAGACGCCACUGGCCGGAUGGUGUUUCCCACAAUCACGGGUAUCAUGGUCAAUCAGGCUGAGAACGCGUGCGUGUGCCGCAAGACCCGAACGAACAACUGCACUUGCAUCCCAGACGGCAUCAUCGCAAACGCCGGCCAGACCGCGCUCCUCAUGCCGGGCGUCUCACCGUCCCCAAACACCGCCGCGGGGCGCGUGAGCGGGCGCCAGUACCUGCUGCGCUUCACGGGGCUUGUGAGGGAGACUGGCGCGAAAUGCGAGGGCUUCGCGCCAGUCUGCAUCUUCAAGGCCAAGCGCGUGAAGAAGGGCGUGACGCCUCCAACGUGCCAGCCAUUCGGGUCGUCAGCAACCGUCAGGGACGCAACCUUGUGCAACAACGUCACUACCACGGCUUUUGCUGCACUGGACGCAGCAGACGCUGACGGCGCAGAGGUUGAGAUGCUGCUGCCAGAGACCGAGGACCUCGGGGUCUGA
Monoraphidium neglectum is the source of this 3051-nucleotide messenger RNA. RefSeq lists its product as hypothetical. The transcript is spliced from 29 exons. Lineage: Eukaryota; Viridiplantae; Chlorophyta; Chlorophyceae; Sphaeropleales; Selenastraceae. The coding region runs from base 1 to 3051 and encodes 1016 amino acids. The record is from RefSeq and is a predicted model, not a curated record.